Molecule: messenger RNA, 1590 nt
Organism: Acanthamoeba castellanii str. Neff
Lineage: Eukaryota; Discosea; Longamoebia; Acanthamoebidae
Product: transporter, major facilitator superfamily superfamily protein
Exons: 4
Coding region: 1-1590 (529 amino acids)
Biological process (GO): carbohydrate transport; transmembrane transport
Cellular component (GO): membrane
Molecular function (GO): carbohydrate:proton symporter activity
Source: RefSeq, a predicted model, not a curated record
AUGGCCAACAAGAAGCUCGAGAGGUUCUACGGCUUCUUCUACGGCUGGCUGGUGGCCUUCACCGCCGCUAUGGGCGGUUUCCUCUUCGGCUACGAGAUAGGCAUCAUCAAUCAGGUGUUCACGAUGCACCCCUUCAAGACCACCUUCGACAUCGAGACCUACGACCCCAACACCGACACGUACACCAAGACAGGCGACGCCGAUGACAUCACAGGAUGGGUUACCUUCACGUUCCUCAUCGGCGCUGCUGUGGGAGCGCUGGUGGUCUACUACCCGUGUAACAUGCUCGGCCGCAAGUGGACCAUCAUGCUCGGGGGUGUCGCCUUCAUGGUCGGCGUGGCGAUGGAGACUGUGGCGGGCAACAUCGCCACCCUCUACCUGGGCCGAGUCGUCGCCGGCGUGGGCGUGGGCUUUAUGUCCUGCUGCGUGCCGCUGUACAUCGCCGAGACUGCCAAGACGAGCAUUCGCGGAAGGCUCAUCGCCGUAUACCAGUUCAUGAUUACGAUCGGCAUCUUCGUCGCCACGUGCGUGAACUCCCUCAUCAUCAAGUUCUACGGCGACUCCGCAGGGGACAGCGAGUGGCGCCUCGCGUUCGGCCUCCAGUUUGUGCCCUGCGCGCUCAUGUUGGCUUCGCUCCUCGCCCUACCCUUCUCUCCUCGGUGGCUGGCCUACGUGGGCCGCGACAAGGAAGCCCUGGCCGUCGUGUCCAAGCUGCGCGGGAAGCCCGACACAUCCGAGGCUGUGCUGGCCGAGUACGAGGAGAUCAUCACGGCCGUGGACGAGGAGAAGGCCAUCGGCGAGGGCUCCUGGCUCGAACUCUUUAUCGACCCUGCCGUGCGCUACCGCACCUUCCUCGCCAUCUCGCUGCAGUUCCUGCAACAGUGGACCGGCAUCAACAUCAUCCUUUACUUCGGGUCCGAUCUCUAUGCCGCGCUCGGCUUCUCGGAGGACAUGGCCAACAUCGGCUUCCCGCUCAUCAACAGCGCCGUCAACAUGCUCGCCACGCUGCCCGGCAUGUGGCUCAUCGAGGUCAUCGGCCGUAAGCUCCUCAUGACAGUGGGCGGCGUCGGCAUGGCCAUCUCUCUGGCGCUUGUGUGCGUCUUCGGCGAGGUCGGGUCGAGCCAGGACACCCUCGACCGGCUGGGCAUCGGUGCCAUCACCUUCAUCCUCGUCUUCACCAUCUUCUUCGCCGCCACCUGGGGUCCGGUCGUAUGGGUCUAUCAGUCCGAGAUCUUUCCCCUCCGCCACCGGGCCAAGGGCAACUCCGCCGGCACCGUCUCUAACUGGACCUGGAACGCCGUCAUCUCCAAGGUGGCUCCCCUCAUCCUGGCAGACAUCAACUACUACACCUACCUCAUCUUUGCUGGCGCGUGCCUCUUCAUGGCCAUCUUCGCCCUCAUCCUCUGCCCCGAGACCAAGGGCCUCACGCUGGAGCAGGUGGAGGCCGUCUUCGGUCAGUCGCCCGCCGCCGGCCGCGCCAACAAGAGCUCCGCUGCAGCGGAAGUCGAACUAGGCGAGUUGGCCGGCGAGAGCGCCCUGUCAGCUCCUCCGUCGCAGCGGGAGGAGACAGACACCUCCGCCGAACAGUGA